Spinacia oleracea (spinach) is the source of this 1578-nucleotide messenger RNA. Its product is annotated as pectinesterase inhibitor 10-like. The coding region runs from base 150 to 827 and encodes 225 amino acids. The transcript has 2 exons. NCBI's taxonomy places the organism in Eukaryota, Viridiplantae, Streptophyta, Magnoliopsida, Caryophyllales, Amaranthaceae. The record is from RefSeq and is a predicted model, not a curated record.
UAUAUCAUCUCUGUAUUUGAUUUGUAGUAGGAUUAUGAACCACCAAGAAUAUAAUUAUACCUCUCAAUCUGUCAAAUUUUAAUCACCAACAACAACAACAACAACAUUCACUGCCUCGAACGGGGAACCAAGUCCCGCCUUGCUGCUUGAUGUACGACGACCGCAGAAGAAGUGCGAGAGGAGCUGUCCGUUGUUCGUUCGAACGUCCGCGUUCACCGUCAUCGAAUUCGAGAGGAGCUUUCAGUCCGUGUGAACGUCUGCGUUCACCGUCAUCGAAUCCGAGAGGAGCUUUGAGUCCGUUUGAACGUCUGCGUUCACCGUCAUCGAAUCCGAGAGGAGCUUUGAGUCCGUUUGAACGUCCGCGUUCACCGUCAUCGAAUCCAAGAGGAUCUCUGAGUGCGUUUGAACGUCCACGUUCACCGUCAUCGAAUCUGAGAGGAGCUCUGAGUCCGUUGCCCCCGGUCUGUAUUCAUUCGAACCUCCGCGGAGUUAGUCGUACACGGUCCUGCCUAAGAAGGUCCGACUUGUCCGAGACGUUGUUUGUCUUGUUGACCUGCUGCCGUCCAUCACCAUCGUCACAGAGCUGCGCUACCGUUGUUGAGGCACGAUCCGACUUUCAGACCCAGAACAAUAUUAACAAUAUCAACAUGGUUUAUUUCAAGUAUCACGAUUUCCCUAGAGAAGAGACAUUGUCACUCAUGCAAGAUGCUAAUUCAGUCGAUGGAACACACCUUCGUUCAUUUCCUCCUGUGACGGGUCCCUUUGCAAAAAUCAAUCCUCGUAUAGAGCCCUCCAGGCCUGAAAAGCUGGUACAAGGAGCAUCAUGACGUCAAUGCAUUUGGUGGCAAAACGCCUAAAAUCGUCCUUCUCGCGUCACAUCAUAGUCCUUGCUAUGAGGCCCGUUUAUUCCAAACAUUAUCUGCACGUUUGUCCCGCAAGGAAGCAAAAUGGAGUUCUAGUCCGAAGUUUGGAGUUGAGCCCGUGUACAUUCCUCUUUACAGGGAGAUAGAUCAACUUCACCAAGUACGGGCCGAGUAUAGGAAGAAGCUUGAGCAGUUCCAAGAGUACCUUAUAUAGAAAAGUGAGCGAGAAAACUCAUUCCUUGUUGUUGUUAAGGAAAACAUUCUUGUUGCCAAAGAGGUGGAGGCAAAGCUAGCGAAAGCUUUGCUCGUGAUGCUUUGCAAGCCUUCAAGUUUGAGUUGUAGUCCCUCUCUUUUAUUGCCCUAGUUUCUCUUUUCUUUUUCUUUAUUUCUUUUUUUUUCUUUUUCUUUAGAGACUACUUUUGAUGUACUCGAUAUUCAAAAAUAAAUUAACAUCAUCUAUUUUUCUCAAAAUUUUGCUAUUGAUUCUAUGUUUAGUUUAUACUCUUGCGGGCCAGGAGUAUUACUAAAGUGAGAGAUUUUUUUUGGUGUGGUUGGACUCAAAGUUAGUGAUUUCUUCAAGCUGCCUACGUACUUAUGAAAUGAAUAAAUUCACUCCACAAGAUCAAGCCAACGUAGUUCCUUAAAAGCAAAAAUAUUUUUUUGAACUUUUUUUUUGAACGUUUUUUUUUGGCGUCAUUUGCUGACGUCAUUUUCG